This is a messenger RNA of Phycomyces blakesleeanus NRRL 1555(-), 870 nucleotides long. RefSeq lists its product as hypothetical. The coding region runs from base 1 to 870 and encodes 289 amino acids. NCBI's taxonomy places the organism in Eukaryota, Fungi, Mucoromycota, Mucoromycetes, Mucorales, Phycomycetaceae. The record is from RefSeq and is a predicted model, not a curated record. The transcript has 4 exons.
AUGACUGGAAUAUGCCAAAUUGCUCCUAAUUCAUCUGAUGAAUACAAAAAUCUUUUAGCCAAGAUAAAAGAAAUGGAGAAAUCCAUGGUCGAUGUACAUGGUGAACUCACCACAAUGCAUAAAGCCAUUUGUGCUGGUUUUGGACAAGGAAAUGGAUCCCAGACAUCUGCUUCUGUUUCUCUUGAUAAUCUUUCUGUUGCUGCCAGCUCCAUUGUCAGAAUUCCUGCUGGUAUUGCUCCUGAAAUCAGCUGUGAAAACAAGGGCAAAGUCUUUGUAAGGUAUAUGCGGAGGGACAAAUUUACUUCCAAUGAUUCUACCCUUGUCAGUGCCAACGAGACAAAGCCAAGGUGGGAAACGGAUGUCUUCUUUAAUAGAAGCCCUAACAAGGAGAUUGUUGCCAAUCUUCUUGGUUACCUGCUCCCAAAGUUUGUUAGGCAGGGUAUAAAAACAAGCGAAUUCCGUACUAUGGUGCAAGCUGCCACUAACGCUCGUGGAAGACGAGCUGCAAGAGAAACUGAACACUUCAACCGCCGUGUAAUGGCAUAUGUGUUAAACAAGGAUGUCAUUGAUGCUUUAAUGAAGAGAAACUGUUCUGGGAUGAUGAUCAGAUCAGCAAUGUCUGAAGGCGAGUCAGAGGAUGAGUUUCCUGGGAGACCUUGCAAGUGCAUUGUAAAGGUUACCCGUCCUUUUUGGAGAAGUGAUGAUUUUAACAACCUCAUCUUCAACAUUGAUGAGAUUGUGAAAGAAAACUUGGGUAACAACAUUUGCCAGUUGUUAGACAGAAAUCUCACCAGCCUGUCUGAGAAACCAGUUCCCAAUGACAUCGCGUUAUGUUUCCCUCCAUGGACCCUUAGAGAUGGGCCACAAUAA